AUGUCACGGAAUCGUCGAGCUGUCUUUGGUGAUCCGCCAUCCGCAUAUUUGGCUGCAGUGAUAGAAAGAAAUGAGAGAGCACGCAGGGAGCGAGAACGAUCCAGGCUGGAGAACGAGCAGAACCAAGGUGAAGAGGAGUUGCCUAGGAAAAAGCCUGCCCUUCGUAAUAACCAAGGAUAUUCCUAUCGAACUCCAGCAACAGAGAACGAUUACCUCGUAUGGUCCUGCCGUGGGACCCCGGCUUCGAAUACCUAUGCCCUCUCUGGAAGUAGUCAUUCACAAUUCGCUGAUUCGGAAUCUAACGGGGAGUCCCGUGAACAAAGUGAUAGUAUUAUCACAGACCAAAUCAAUCACGCGGGUGAUGAGAGCGACGGAUAUGGAGACGAGGAUACUGAAAAGAGCCCAGAAAACUCAGAGCAAGAUGAAUCCGAAGGAUUUGAAGAGAAUUAUGGAAAUGGAGAUGAAACAUUUCAAGGUCUGGAAGACAGUGAUAAUGUCGCUGAUAUGGCUGACGACGAAAAUACCACCUUUCAGAGACAGGAUCCACGCGCAUCUCCGACAAUCGUGACGGACAAAGACGAAGAAGACGUGGGCAACCGGCAAGAUUGUAAACGGGAGGGCGGAAGCAAUAUUUUUGUGAACAAAGACAUUCGCGCUCCUUUUCCCCUCGAGGUCGACGGUGACACCGUCAGCUUGCUACCGUCAGCUUCCAACAAUGCCCUACAUGCGCGACGCCGUUUUGCAAUCCAGCGUAGUUUUGCAGUCUCAAACCGUUCAACUUCUCAUAUGUUUUCUCUUCCUGGUGCUAUAUUUGUUGACCCUGUUGAUUUCGACGAAGACGACAUCCGAUCCUUGGCGCACAACUUGGCUCGUACAUGCACAACUCUUGGGUUUGAAGGUAACGAAGUUUUGCCAAACGAAAAUACACCACCAAUUGAAGCAAUUACUCGGAAUCCAGGACAUCGACUGGUGGGACACCGUUAUAGCCCUGUUCCGCAAGGUCAAGGCGCUUUUCAUGCUAAUAGCUCUCGAUCCGCGUUGCUCCCCAAUGUAUCCACUUCCACAUCUGAGGCAACUUUUGAUGAAUCUCUCCGUGAAGAAAAUGAUGGCACCGUGCAAUACCCCGACGAGUUCGCCUCUAACUUGGAAUAUCAGAUCCCGGAUUGGUAG
Histoplasma capsulatum G186AR is the source of this 1170-nucleotide messenger RNA. RefSeq lists its product as uncharacterized. The coding region runs from base 1 to 1170 and encodes 389 amino acids. NCBI's taxonomy places the organism in Eukaryota, Fungi, Ascomycota, Eurotiomycetes, Onygenales, Ajellomycetaceae. The transcript is spliced from 2 exons. The record is from RefSeq and is a predicted model, not a curated record.